GAACGGACGAAUAGAUUAAGACCGUAAAAUAUUUAAUGAGCUUUAUAUAAGAAAUUUUUUUUAUUUAUUAAAUAUUUAUAAUAUAAUGGACGGCCAAAAUAAUUUAAGGAGAAAGAAAAUGGAUUAUCAAGAUUUACUGGAGGAAGGAAAUUCAAACUUCUUUUAUAAUAGUAGUAUAAAUAUAUAUCAAUAAUUUAAUUGUUUUUUUUUUUUUUUUUUUUUUUUCAUUUAAGCUUCCAUGGCCGGCUUCGCCUAGCCGCUGAUGGCCAUGACCCAUGACGAUCAUAAAACAGGUGCGAAGGCUUCGCCCAUUAGGCAAACCUGCUCGUUUCUAGGGUUUCGUCAUCCCGCUCUGUUUCUUCUUUUACGAUUCAGUUUUCUAGGGUUUUCUCCGCCACGGGAUCUCGAAUGGGUGAGGUGGAGAACAUUAAACAGAGAUCAAGCAGGGAGAGUACGAAGGAGGUUUUAGGGAGAGGAGAUAGGGAUAGAGAAAGACACCGGGAAAAAGAUAAGGCAAGGGAUCGCGAUUAUGCGAGAAGCGACCGCGAUCGGGAGAGUCAGCGGUCGGAGAAGGAGCGGGAAAGGGAGAGGAGCGACGAUGAGAAGUACCGGGAAAGAAGAGAUAGGGAUUCCCGCUAUCAGGAUCGGGAGCGGAAGUCCAGAGAUCGCGAUAAGGAGAAAGAGAGGGAUCGAGAAGAUAGGGAUAGGGAUAAGGAGAGAGCAAGAGAGCGGGAGGAAAGGGAGGACAGGGAGAAGGAUAGGGCGAGAAGGCGGGAGGAGAGAGAGCGGGAAAGAGAACGAGAAGACAGAGAGAGGGAGCGGGAGAGGGAGAGGGCUAGGGAGGAGAGGGCGAGAGAUAGGGAAAGAGAGAGGGUCAGGGAGAAGCGACGGGAGUUGGAGAGAGAUGAGGAGGAUGAUGGAAGGGACCAUGAUAGGAAGAGGCGCAGGAGAGAAGAAUCUCAUGAAAGGGAGAGGGAGCGCAGCAACAGGCAUAGAGAAGGAAGUGCGGAUGUCCACAGGAAAGGUGAUGAUGACGAGGCUGAGGCCAAGGAGAAAAAGACCCGAGAGCAAGAUCUAGAAGAAGAGCAGCGCAAAUUGGAUGAGGAGAUGGAUAAGAGGCGGCGUAGAGUUCAAGAGUGGCAGGAGCUUAAAAGGAAGAAAGAGGAGCAGGAAAGAGAAAAGGAUGGGAAGGUAAAUGUUGAGGAGCUUAACCAGACUGGUAAAAAUUGGACUCUUGAAGGGGAGUCCGAUGAUGAAGAAGCAGAUGCAGUUAAGUCUGAGAAUGAUGCUGAUGGUGAUGAAGUGGCUAAAGAUGUGGGUUCUGUGCGGAAUGACGCUACUAGUGAUGUAAUGGACAUUGAUUAUGAGAAUAGAGGUGCUGUGUCAAAUGGAGUUGAUGUCGCUGAUGGGGAAGAUGAAAUUGACCCACUUGAUGCUUUCAUGAAUUCCAUGGUACUGCCCGAAGUGGAGAAACUGCAGAGUGCAGAGAGUGCACCGGUGAAAUCAGUUGAUGCAAAGCUGGGUUCACAAGAGAGGAAUAAGGAAGGCCUUAGUAACGGGAUUCAAUCUAAAAAAGGUGUCAAAAAUCCAUUGGGAAGGAUACUUCCUGAUGAAGACUCUGCCCCAGAGGAUGAGGAUCUUGGAAAUGAGGUUCCUUCUGAAGAUGAAGAUGAUGAAGAUUUCAUGAAAAGAGUGAAGAAGACGAAGGCUGAGAAGCUCUCCAUCGUUGAUCAUUCUAAGAUUCAGUACUCGCCUUUCAGGAAAAAUUUUUAUAUUGAAGUGAAGGAAAUCGCUAAGAUGUCGCCUGAUGACGUUGCAGCAUACAGAAAACAACUUGAAUUAAAGGUACAUGGAAAAGAUAUCCCUAAGCCUAUAAAAACAUGGAACCAGACUGGAUUAACCAGCAAAAUUUUAGAUACGAUUAAGAAGCUUAACUUUGAAAAACCUAUGCCCAUUCAAGCUCAAGCUCUACCCAUUAUUAUGAGCGGUAGAGAUUGCAUAGGAAUAGCAAAGACUGGUUCAGGUAAGACACUAGCUUUUGUAUUACCUAUGUUGAGGCAUAUUAAAGAUCAACCUCCAGUAGUACCUGGUGAUGGUCCUAUUGCGCUUAUAAUGGCUCCUACAAGGGAGCUUGUCCAACAAAUACACAGUGACAUUAAGAAAUUUUCAAAGGGCUUGGGCUUCAACUGUGUCCCUGUGUAUGGUGGAUCUGGUGUUGCUCAGCAAAUCAGUGAAUUAAAACGGGGGGCAGAAAUAGUUGUAUGUACUCCUGGUAGAAUGAUAGAUAUACUCUGCACAAGUGCUGGGAAGAUUACCAACCUAAGAAAGGUUACAUACUUUGUUAUGGAUGAGGCUGAUAGAAUGUUUGAUAUGGGGUUUGAACCUCAGAUCACAAGGAUAGUUCAGAAUACUCGACCAGAUCGUCAAACUGUACUCUUUUCAGCUACAUUUCCUCGUCAGGUUGAGAUAUUAGCCAGAAAGGUUCUGAACAAACCGAUUGAAAUCCAGGUCGGAGGAAGAAGUGUUGUCAAUAAAGAUAUAGCCCAGUUAGUUGAGGUUAGACAAGAAAGUGACAGGUUCUUAAGGCUUCUAGAGCUGUUAGGAGAAUGGUAUGAGAAGGGAAAGAUCCUUGUGUUUGUUCACUCACAAGAAAAAUGUGAUUCCUUAUUCAAAGACUUACUUAAGCAUGGCUAUCCUUGCCUUUCACUUCAUGGGGCUAAGGACCAGACAGACCGGGAGUCCACCCUUUCAGAUUUCAAGAGCAACGUUUGCAACCUUCUGAUUGCUACUAGUGUUGCUUCCAGAGGUCUAGAUGUGAAGGAGCUUGAACUAGUUGUGAAUUUUGAUGUUCCAAAUCACUAUGAAGAUUAUGUACAUCGCGUUGGCAGAACAGGCCGUGCUGGCAGGAAAGGUAUGGCUGUCACAUUUGUUUCUGAGGAUGAUGCUAAGUAUGCACCAGACCUUGUAAAAGCUCUGGAACUUUCUGAACAAGCUGUACCUGAGGAUCUAAGAGCACUUGCUGAUACUUUUAUGGCAAAGGUGAGAGAGGGCAUGGAACAAGCACAUGGUACUGGCUAUGGUGGAAGUGGUUUCAAGUUCAAUGAAGAAGAAGAUGAAGCUAGUAAAGCUGCAAAGAAAGCUCAGGCAAGAGAAUAUGGAUUUGAAGAGGAUAAAUCUGACUCAGACUCUGAUGAUGAUGGCGUUAGAAAAGCUGGAGGUGAUUUGUCUCAAGCUGCUAUUCUUGCUCAAGCUGCUGCUCUUGCUCAGGCUGCAAAGGCUGGUAUUUCUUCAAUACCUGCUAAUGUUGCAACAGCUCAAUUGCUUUCUACUUCAGGUCUCCCUGUUGCAACCAUGCCUUCUUUAGCUGGUCUACCUGGUGCAUCUCUGCCUGGUGAUGCUGCUGCAAGGGCUGCUGCCCUAGCGGCUGCCAUGAAUUUACAGCACAAUUUAGCAAAGAUACAAGCUGAUGCAAUGCCGGAGCACUACGAGGCAGAGCUGGAGAUCAAUGAAUUCCCACAGAAUGCCCGGUGGAAGGUCACCCAUAAGGAGACCUUGGGUCCAAUAUCAGAGUGGACUGGCGCUGCAAUUACCACAAGGGGCCAGUAUUACCCUCCUGGUAAGUUUCCUAGUUCCAUGGAACGCAAGCUUUAUCUAUUUAUAGAAGGCCCCACCGAGUCUUCUGUUAAGAAAGCCAAAGCUGAGUUGAAAAGAGUGCUUGAGGAUUACACUGCUCAAUCUCUUUCUCUUCCUGGUUCUGCACAACCUGGUAAAUAUUCCGUCCUUUAAAUUGUCUCUCUUAAAUUAGAUAUUUUGAAUGAGAUUUUGUGGGUCUUUUCUCUCUCUCUCUCUCUAUUUUUAAAUAUACGGAUUUUGACCCGGCUGCUAAUCUCUUGACACUUCAUAUAUUGAUGUAAAUUAGUUACUGGUGCCUUUCCACCAUGUUGUUAUUUUGAAGAACUUUUGAACAAUUUGUAAUGCCUAUUAUCUACAAUUUUAAAUUGGAAGCAGAAGAUAUUGAUUUGUUUAUUUUC
Molecule: messenger RNA, 4031 nt
Organism: Dendrobium catenatum
Lineage: Eukaryota; Viridiplantae; Streptophyta; Magnoliopsida; Asparagales; Orchidaceae
Product: DEAD-box ATP-dependent RNA helicase 42
Exons: 1
Coding region: 409-3786 (1125 amino acids)
Biological process (GO): mRNA splicing, via spliceosome
Cellular component (GO): nucleus
Molecular function (GO): RNA helicase activity; nucleic acid binding; ATP binding
Source: RefSeq, a predicted model, not a curated record